AUGAAAACAAGCUUACAUGUUGACGUGGGCGAGGGCCGAACACAUCUUAUUUUCGUCAAAUCAGACGAUAAUAGUUUAUAUCUAUAUCAUAAUUUGGCACGUUAUAAAGAAUUUAAAGAAUUUCAAAAACGUAUUCUUGUUGCAACAAAUUUAUUUGAACGUGGUAUUGAUAUUGAACGUGUUAAUAUUGUAUUUAAUUAUGAUAUGCCAGAAGAUACAGAUACAUAUCUUCAUCGAGUUGUUCGUGCUGGUCGAUUUGGUACAAAAGGUUUAGCAAUAACAUAUGUUGUUAAUGAAAGUGAUCUAGCAAUUCUUAAUGCAAUUCAAAAUCGUUUUGAAGUACAAAUUACUGAAAUGCCCAAUGAAAUCGAUACAGAUACAUACGUCGAAAAUCGUUAA
Molecule: messenger RNA, 399 nt
Organism: Rotaria sp. Silwood2
Lineage: Eukaryota; Metazoa; Rotifera; Eurotatoria; Philodinida; Philodinidae
Source: the annotation of a GenBank genome assembly